AUGCCUAUAUUAUUAUUUCAUGGAAGAGAAGUGAAAGUUAUAUGCUGGUUCUUUCGGGUGGGUGGUAAUGACAUCGAUUUGACCAAAGAAUUUUCGCCAGAAUUAUUAUCAUUAAAUCAAACUGACUUAGAACUAGAUGAAAUAAAACCAGCCAUUAGCCCAGAAGCUCUGAAUAAAGCCUUAAAACUAGAUCCCAAAGGCAAAGGGGUGGCAGAAGAUUUUCCUUUUCCUGGUGGUCGAAUAAUUCCUAACCAGGUUAGUGGGAAUAUCGUAGAUAACUCUUUUGAUACCGCUAACCCCGUGCAGGAUGAAAGAAUUGAAAAAGGAGCAGCCGUAAAAUCAGCUCCCACCGGAGGAGGAAAGUCGACUACUCUUUUAAGAUGUGGGGCUUUUCGAGGACUGAGUAAUGAAGAAGUGGAUGCUUUAUCCGAAGCCGAUCGAGCCAAAUUAGGAGUUAGUUUAGUAGUUCCUGAAAAAUCCUUGGUGGGUUCGGUUUUAAGCGGUCACAACGACUGGCUAUCAGAUGAAGCAGCGGCUCUAGACAGUAUUAAAAAAAUGGAGCAGAAAAUUACUAAUCAAGAACGGAAAGCAAAUGGUGAACUUUAUACCGAAGACGACAUUGACUAUCGAGUAAUUAAGUGUCCAAUCUGCUAUAAAAAACAUACUGCUGUUGGUGACAAACCUUAUGAAACGGUCCAUAACGGAGCCAGCAAUAUGAUUAAUGUUUUCUUCUGA
Molecule: messenger RNA, 735 nt
Organism: Racocetra persica
Lineage: Eukaryota; Fungi; Glomeromycota; Glomeromycetes; Diversisporales; Gigasporaceae
Source: the annotation of a GenBank genome assembly